AUGAAGUCCUUCUUCGCCGUUCCCGCGCUUUUGGCCGCCGUCGCCAUGGUCUCAGCAAGCCCAGCACCAGAACCUACAGCCCAGCCAGCAUGGUCAUUCACCUUCACCGUUUCCGACUCCAGCAGCACCUGGACAUCCUUGACAUAUGCCAGCGAAGCUCCCAACGCGACCCUCGCCAGCGCUGCCACCAGCACUGCCUGGUCAAGCGUUGCCGAGCACACCUCGUACACCAAAUACAAUGCCACCUUCAGCUCCGGCGCCUCGACCUGGGUUGUCCCAACCACCGUCGCAUACGACGUCGGUUCAACCUGGACUAGCAUGGACAACGCAGAGGUCACUGCCCCUACAACCAGCAGCAGCAGCGCCGGCUCCACAACACCUGCUUCUACUUCCGCUUCCGAGACUUCCAGCACAACCGCCACCGGCACGGGUGCUGCCACGACCUUUACGGGCGCUGCUGUGCCCAACGUCAAUGGCAGAAUUGCUGGUGGAGCUGCUCUCGCCAUGGCUGGACUGGCCUUGGUUCUGUAG
This is a messenger RNA of Exophiala viscosa, 531 nucleotides long. RefSeq lists its product as uncharacterized. NCBI's taxonomy places the organism in Eukaryota, Fungi, Ascomycota, Eurotiomycetes, Chaetothyriales, Herpotrichiellaceae. The coding region runs from base 1 to 531 and encodes 176 amino acids. The record is from RefSeq and is a predicted model, not a curated record. The transcript has a single exon.